Molecule: messenger RNA, 1095 nt
Organism: Cylindrotheca closterium
Lineage: Eukaryota; Bacillariophyta; Bacillariophyceae; Bacillariales; Bacillariaceae
Source: the annotation of a GenBank genome assembly
AUGUCUCCAGAAUCGACAGUAUCCUCAGGUUCCUUCGACAUUAACAAGAUGGAAAUGAGUGAAGUGAUUCGAAUGUAUUCAAGAUCAUCGUAUCAGCAUCCUCUCUUUGAUCCUCUACAAGACGGCAAGGCGAAGGAACACAGAAGGGACGAUGCAGCGAGUCCAAUUUCCAACAGCGAUUCCACACUUGGAAUAUUGCAAGACCUCGGAUUCAGUCAGUCCAACAUCGAUUCAGAAGGGUUUGGUAAAAAGCUGCCACUGUGGAGUCAGAUUAUUGAUAAUUAUGGAGACAGACCCGUCGUCCUUGGCUUGGAACGAUGUCAAGCCUACCGAGAGACGGUGCCUGUUGCGAAACGAAUUGUGGGACUGGCAGGUCUAUUUUCUUCUGGCACCAAUGUUAUGCAUCACUUGCUACUCAAUAAUUGCAAGCCCCCAGAAGGAGGACAAAAACCGCAAAGAAGUUUUCAAUGGCAGGUACCAUGGGGAAAGCACCACCCAGCUGAUACAAGAAUGAAAUAUGCGGCUAGAGAUCGUGAAUUUCUGAACCAAACGGCGGUCCUGCCAGUCGUGACGGUUCGGCAUCCCAUUACCUGGUUGAAUGCUUUAUGUCGCCACGGAUAUUCCUUGCAUUGGGAUCACAAUCCUGAUUUGUGCGACGCCACCUUGCGACUCGAUCAAGCAGUACAUGCUAAAUUUGGAUACACCAACCAAAGCAUUGUAUAUGACUCGUUGAUCGAUGUCUGGAAAGAUUGGAAUCUCGCGUAUUUUCAACAGCGCAAGUAUCCACUCCUGAUGACUCGAUUGGAGGACAUUGUGUACCACCCCAAACAAGUGGUGGAGGAAGUUUGCCAUUGUAUCGGUGGGAAAUUGCAUUCUGAUAGACCAUUUUCUGUCUUUGUCAGCUCGAUGAACGACGGCAAAGGACACGGAGAACAUCGAAGCAGCGGACUUCUAUCUACAUUUGUUAAGUUUGCAAAGCCCAUGAAGGAAUUGAGCGACAAAUUCAGCAAUGACGAUUGGGACAUAGUGAAGACAGUGCUACAAGACGACAGUCAUUUACUAUCUUCUUUGAACUAUCGAAUGCCCAAAGGUUGA